This is a messenger RNA of Selaginella moellendorffii, 636 nucleotides long. Its product is annotated as thioredoxin-like 3-2, chloroplastic. The record is from RefSeq and is a predicted model, not a curated record. Gene Ontology annotation, cellular component: chloroplast stroma. Lineage: Eukaryota; Viridiplantae; Streptophyta; Lycopodiopsida; Selaginellales; Selaginellaceae. The coding region runs from base 31 to 552 and encodes 173 amino acids. The transcript is spliced from 5 exons.
AUUUCAGCUGCCCUAAUAAAAGAAUAUUCCAUGUUGGUUAAAAAUAUUCGCUUAUCGGAUUUAUCUCUAUCCAUGGCGUCCGCGCUCUUGCCCUCGCAAUCUCUCAUUAGAUUCUCUCCCUGUCCGCCCAAUACGCCCAACUCAAGGAAAGGAAUGGCAAUCCAAGCCGCUACCUGGUGGGGAGGAAUCCAAAAGCCCGACAAGGUUGAGCUCCAGCCCAUCACAAGCGAGGAGGAAUUCGACCGCGUUCUACUCGACUGCCAGGAAUCCAACAAAGGAGCAGUGAUCGAAUGGAUGGCACUGUGGUGUCGGAAGUGCAUCUACUUGAAGCCCAAGCUCGAGAAGCUUGGGGCCGAGUUCUAUCCACACAUCAACUUCUACUGCGUGGACGUGAAUUGUGUGCCAAAAUCACUCAUAGAGCGAGCGUCAGUCACGAAAAUGCCCACGAUUCAGCUUUGGCGAAACGGAGAGAAGCAAGGUGAAGUUAUAGGCGGCCACCAGGCAUGGCUUGUCCUAGACGAAGUCAGAGAUAUGCUCAAGAAGAAACGAUAGAGACAACACGAAACACGGGUCUGUACCAUAUCGAGCUCGAUCGAUCUGUUAAUACGAGUCGUUGCGAUUGAUUCAAAGAAAAAA